Amaranthus tricolor (Joseph's coat) is the source of this 402-nucleotide messenger RNA. RefSeq lists its product as uncharacterized. The record is from RefSeq and is a predicted model, not a curated record. Bases 1 to 402 code for a protein of 133 amino acids. The transcript has a single exon. Lineage: Eukaryota; Viridiplantae; Streptophyta; Magnoliopsida; Caryophyllales; Amaranthaceae.
AUGUCGGGUUUGAGUCUUAAUUACAACAAGUCCUCCUUUAUAACUUGGAAUCCAAAAGAUCAUGCUUGGGCUAGAGACAUUGUUGGAAGUGUUGGUUGCCUCCACUCACGCCCCCCGUUUACUUAUCUUGGCUUUCUCCUUGGUGAUCACAUGAAUAGAUGCUCUGCUUGGAAAUCAGUGGUUAAAAAAAUUGAAAACAGACUAGCAUCAUGGAAAGCAAAACUUUUAUCUAGAGCUGGGAGACUAACCCUCAUCAAGAGUGUGCUUAACAGCCUUCCUGUGUAUUUCAUGAGUAUGUUCAAGAUGUCGAAAAAAUUCUCCAAUCGGUUCAUGAGAUCAACGGAGCUAAGGCCUCCUCGAAUGCGUUUUCAAAACUCAGGGAUGGUACAUGGUCUUCUUUGA